This is a messenger RNA of Anolis carolinensis (green anole), 2919 nucleotides long. It is a transcript of the gene ero1b, whose product is annotated as endoplasmic reticulum oxidoreductase 1 beta. Gene Ontology annotation, cellular component: endoplasmic reticulum membrane; endoplasmic reticulum. Bases 250 to 1653 code for a protein of 467 amino acids. Gene Ontology annotation, molecular function: FAD binding; thiol oxidase activity; protein-disulfide reductase activity. Gene Ontology annotation, biological process: protein folding in endoplasmic reticulum. The record is from RefSeq and is a predicted model, not a curated record. NCBI's taxonomy places the organism in Eukaryota, Metazoa, Chordata, Lepidosauria, Squamata, Anolidae. The transcript is spliced from 16 exons.
GCGCGCGCAGUCGCUCACUUACGCACGCACGCGCGCGCCUCAUAACAAGACCGGUGUGGGCGCGAGAGAGAGCGCGUGCGCGUGAGCCGGUGCGAGGGGAGCUGGGUGUUCGCUUGACAGGUUCUUUUCGCGGCUGAGGGGAGCCAGCCGCUUGGUGUUCUUUUCGGUGGAAGGCGACGGGAAGGAGGAGGAGGAGGAGGGCCAGGGGCCCUUCAGGGCGAGUGGCGGCGGCGGAGGGGGCUCUGCAGCAUGAGCAGCGGCGGCAAGGCCGGCCGGAGAACUGCAGCGGCGAGGCUUCUACUGGCGGCGGCGGCGACUAUCGGCUGCCUCUGUGGCUUGGCGGAGGCCCAGCUUACAGGAGUACUUGAUGACUGCUUAUGUGACAUAGAGAGCAUUGAUGAGUUCAACAACUUUAAGAUCUUCCCCAAAAUACAGAAACUUCAAGAACGGGAUUAUUUCAGAUAUUACAAGGUUAAUCUGAAGAGACCGUGUCCCUUUUGGGCAGAUGAUGGCCAUUGUUCUAUCAGAGAUUGCCAUGUAGAGCCUUGUCCUGAGAGUAAAGUACCAGUUGGAAUUAAAGCUGGAAAUGCUAACAAAUAUUCAAAGAUAGCAAACCAUACCAAAGAACUUGAAGAUUGUGAACAAGCAAAUAAACUGGGAGCAAUUAAUAGUACGUUGAGCAACCAAACUAAAGAGGCUUUCAUUGACUGGGCCAGAUAUGAUGAUUCACAGGAUCAUUUUUGUGAACUUGAUGAUGAGAGAUCUCCUGAUGCUCAGUAUGUGGAUUUGCUGCUGAAUCCAGAGCGAUAUACUGGAUAUAAGGGGCCCUCUGCAUGGAGAGUGUGGAACAGUAUCUAUGAAGAAAAUUGCUUCAAACCACGCUCUGUGUAUCGUCCACUGAAUCCUCUGGCCCCAAGCAAGGGUGAGGAUGACGGAGAAUCAUUCUAUACAUGGCUAGAAGGCCUUUGUCUUGAGAAACGUGUAUUUUACAAGCUCAUUUCAGGACUUCAUGCUAGCAUCAACUUGCAUCUUUGUGCAAAAUACCUACUUGAAGAAACCUGGGGGAGACCUCGUUGGGGCCACAAUGUUAAGGAAUUUACCCUUCGGUUUGACCCUAGUGAAACAAAAAGUGAAGGUCCAAGGCGGCUAAAAAAUCUGUAUUUUUUGUAUUUGGUGGAGCUGCGUGCAUUGUCAAAGGUUGCAUCAUAUUUUGAGCGUUCAAUCGUAGACCUUUACACUGGAAAUACUCAAGAAGAUACGGAGACGAAGUCUCUUCUGUUAGAAAUUUUCAGAGACACAAAGUCCUUUCCUAUGCACUUUAACGAAAAGUCUAUGUUUUCUGGAAACAAAAAGGAAGCCAAAUCUUUAAAGGAAGAAUUGAGGCUACAUUUCAAGAACAUAUCCCGUAUCAUGGAUUGUGUUGGCUGUGAUAAGUGCAGGUUAUGGGGUAAAUUGCAGACUCAAGGAUUAGGAACUGCCUUGAAGAUCUUAUUUUCUGAAAGAGAAAUAAGAAACCUUCCUGAAAAUAGCCCAUCAAAAGGUUUUCAACUCACACGGCAAGAGAUAGUUGCUCUUCUAAAUGCAUUUGGAAGGCUUUCUACAAGUAUACGAGAACUGCAGAAUUUCAAAAUUUUAUUACAACAGACAAGUUAACGAAGGUUUUGUACCUACUGCUAGAAGUGGUUGAUGAUUUGAUACCAAGCAAAACAAAACAAUAUUUAUAGCAACUAUUCUACAAGAGAAAAAAAGUGUAACACCCACUUGAAUAUUUAAAGUAGAAACGGUUAGCCAUUGGACAAAGAUAUUUAUGAGUGAAAUGCCUAAUUUUAAACAUGUAAAUUAUGCUUAUCUUCCACUGUUUCUUUUUCUUAAUUUUUGUACACUUCUUGUACUGUCACUUGCAACAAACUUUUUAUUGGGUUUUUUUUUACUGAGAUUCAAGUAGUUUCAUCUAGAUACAUAUUAUUUCCAUUGUCUUAAUGGGAAAAGAUUGCAAUGUUGCCUAAAAACGGUGAUAUUUUAAACUGUUGUAUUUAUUUGAAGGACCAGAUGCUGUUAAACAAAAUUUAGUUGAUGUGUUACUACAUAUUUGACUUGUUUAUAACAGUAGCAGAAAUGGCCAGUAAGAAUUUUACUAAAUUGAGCCCCUUUGUAUCCAGGGGUGAUGUUUUUUUCUUUUUCCACUUUGCCCCUUUUUUGCUACCUUGUUCCUUAAAUUUUGUUUCUGUCACAGUUGCCUGUCUUAUGAGGAGAGACUGUCUUAAGCUUAUCCCAGCAUCUAUCAGUUCUUGUACUUGUGUGCUGAAGGGGACAUUGGGAGGUCACUGCUGUGAACAUGACUGUUUUGCUGAAGCCAGCUCUUGGCUCCUCUCUGUACAGCUAGUUUUUCUGUCUACUGACAUUUAAAAUAACCCCACUUCCAGAAAUAAUACCUAUUUGUCUUAUUGUGGUGGUUCUAUAAUUCAAAUAAUAAGUGGAGAGUAAAAGCAAAAUAUACAUUUUCAAAAUAAAACUUAUUUUAAAAGGGACCCUUCAAAUUCAAUGCUUCAUAUCCUGCCUAUGCAAUUUCCAAUCAUACCUUUUUUUAAAAAAGGAGAAAGGUAACAGCUGUAAUAAAACGGGUAUUCUCUGCAUAAAUUUGAUCCUACUUAUAAAGGUAAAUCUAAUUUGUUCAUAGAACAAUAGCAAGCAAAUGAUUUUUUUAAUUUUGCAGUAGGAAGACUUCUAUAAAAAUUGUAAUGGAGCAGCUUACUUAAAAGUUCUCUGUGAUGUAAUAUUUGUAUUUAGUGAGGGAUAUUUGAAUACAGCAUGAAUGUCAAUGUUGGUACAACAUACAGACUUUGUAUAUAUGUUUUGCUUUGAAAAGUAAAACAGUCUUUGCAGAAUUAAUUAAAAGUGCUCUUAAACCCUUUUAAGAAA